UUUUCCAUUAAAAUUCUGUGUAUUCUUCACGCCCUUUCUCUCUGAUAGAGUGCGAACUUGACCUGGAAAUGGAUUUGAAUGCUGCCCUCUCCACUCCCCGCUUCUGAGAUUUUCGCUAUUCCCUCUCUUUUCUCCAUUUCAAUUCAUCUUCAAGCUCCCCCAAUUUCUUCUUCCAUUGCUUGAAUCGCUAGAUCUUGUUUCGGAUCCGUGGAUCUCUGCUCCGGCAUUAUCUUUUCCGCCUUCCGCCUCUCCAGAUCCUUUCGCCUGCUUCGCGCCUCGAAUCCAAGGGUAUACGGUCUUGUUUUUUCAUGAAGUUCUGAUCCUUUGCACGGUUCUCGAGUUUACACCAAAUGAUGGAAUCAGAAAUCCUUGUACCUGCUGAGGGACUCAAACUGACCCUUCAAAAUGGGUUUCAUGAGCAUGUGUCUGACUCUUCAGAGGAUAUUGUUCCUAAAGUUAUUGUGAGCGAGGGCAUUAACGAAGAUGCAGGGGCUACAAUGGAGCAAGAAAAUAUGGAAAAUUCUCUCAAGUUGAGUGGUAGCGCAACUAAUGAAUCGACUACUAGGGAACUCAUGGAGGGAUCAAAUUUUCCGGCAGAAAAUAAUAUAUCAACCCUUUCUAAGGAAGGAGAAGAAAAUUAUGUUGAUCCUCCCAAGCAAGUAAAAUCAGAGAAGGGUCAAACCAAGAGCAAGAAUGAAAAGUCAUCAGGCCCUAAACACAUUUCUUCGACUGGGGUGAAUAAGAAUAAAGAUGGAAAAGAUGCAGAACAGACUGCUGCUCUUUUAAAUGGUUCAGGUACAUCACAUCCACACUCGAAACAGCCUAGCAAGAGUAGAUCAUUCAAUGACAGGCAAGCUCAAAUUCCAAAGCAGCAGCAGCAGCAGCCUGAGAAGUCUGAUGGGGAAGGCUCCAAGGAGAAUACGAACCUGAAACCUUUGAAGAAAGGUCAUCCUAGUAAAUCAGAAGGAGAAUCAGAAUCUUCUUUAAGUCCAAGAGCAGGGGAAGAAAAACCACAUAGGGUUGGGAGACUUCCUAACUAUGGUUUUAGUUUUAGAUGCAAUGAGCGUGCUGAGAAAAGAAAAGAGUUCUAUUCCAAACUUGAGGAAAAGAUACAUGCUAAGGAAGUAGAAAAGAGCACUUUGCAGGCUAAGUCCAAGGAAACUCAAGAGGCUGAGAUUAAAAUGCUCAGAAAAAGUUUGAACUUUAAAGCAACUCCCAUGCCGAGCUUUUAUCAGGAACCACCUCCUCCCAAAGCAGAAUUGAAAAAGAUACCACCUACAAGAGCCAAAUCUCCCAAGCUUGGCCGAAAGAAGGGCUCAGCCACCCUGGCAGACUCUUCAAGUAAUGAUGGUGGCGAUGUUCGAUCAGGUCGCUUAAGUCUUGACGAGAAGGCAUCCCUGAAUAACAAUUCCUCCAAGGGGGUUUCUCCUGCCCGUCCAGAGAAGCCAAAACGCAGGUCUCUUCCUAGACUGCCUUCUGAGAAAACUAUGAUAGCAUCUGGUGCUGUGGCAAGUGCAGGAAAAUCCUCUGCAUCCAAGGUGAAAAGUGCGGAGAAGACUGCAUCUACAAAUGGAAAGAAAGAGGAAAAACAGGCACCGUCUGAUGCAACCACGGAAAAGACUGCAUGCUCAAGAUCGGUAGACGAAGAGAAAAUUGCUUCGUUGGAUGCAACAAAUGAGGCAUUGGCCUCUCUUAGCCAGGAAGAGGAUGGAGUUGAGACAGCUGAGGCAAGCGAAACCGAGAACCAGUCGGACGAAGAGGCAGUGAUCGAAGAAGAACAUGAUGAGCAGCAGCAGCACAAGACCUUGGUGGAAGAAGGUGUAGAAAUGGAGCAGUCAUCAAGCAGCAGAAUCUAAAGGAAGGGGGGAAGGGAAGGCAGCGCAUACACCAUUUUGGAAAUACGAAAAUGGUAAGAGAUUUCUUUCUGGAAUUAUUUUGGGAUUAAGAAAGAACUGAAGGGAUUUGGCUUGUGAUUGUAUUAUUAUUGUGUCAUGUCCUGUCCUGUUCUGUCCAUAGCAGCAAAUUAGUCUUCACUUCACUUCUCUUCACUUGUGUGCUUCGCUUCGCGUCGAUUCGCAUUCGCUUGGGUUGCUGGUGGUUGCUUCUUUUCAAGCUCUGCACUUAGCCAUUGUAUGUAACUUCUCUCGUCAAUUUCCUUUUUGAUCUAAUUUAUGUUUCUGCCCUCUUUUUCAUUAUAUUUAUUCCCAACUUUGAGAUUGAGAUUCACAAAAAAAAAAAAAAACCUUGGGAUAAUCAACACCCUACAAAAAUGAUUGUCAUAUGUUCUUUCUUUCUUUGCUUCAACUUUGUGCUUCUAAUGCCAUAAUUUCUGUAUCAAAAUCUCUUACUUGUUCUCUCC
Messenger RNA from Momordica charantia (bitter melon), 2359 nucleotides. Its product is annotated as TPX2 (targeting protein for Xklp2) protein family. Gene Ontology annotation, molecular function: microtubule binding. NCBI's taxonomy places the organism in Eukaryota, Viridiplantae, Streptophyta, Magnoliopsida, Cucurbitales, Cucurbitaceae. The record is from RefSeq and is a predicted model, not a curated record.